CGUGAACUACGGUUGCCGGGAGGGGGCAGCUGUGCCCUGGAAUGGCUGUUUGAAGGCAGGGUUCGAUUCGCCCGGUCCCUGGCAGGGAAGUAGGAGCGCCCGCCCGCUGAGCUCGGAGGUGGAGGAGGCGUGUGUGUUGCCAAUUUGAGAGGUUGGUCCAGGGGUUUAAGGCCGGGGAGGCGGCAGUCCGCAAGAAGCAAGGAGAGGAGAGCCUUGUCCCACCGCCCCUCUUCAGCGCUUUUCAGACGCGAUUACCAAGUCUUUGGCUCGUUUUUCGAUCGCUGAGGCCCCCUUAGCUUCCAGACUGGGCAUGCCGCCCCUGGCGUGGAAGAAAGGACUGUCUUUGGGACGGCGGUGACGCUUCAAGGCCUUUCCUGCAAGGAUAGCGACCUCCACGGAUUCUUGUACAUGAAAGGAGACAGGAGAAUGGAAAGUAUGCGAGCUGAACAUGUUUAUUAAGUGCAUUUAUUCAUUUAGCAAGUGGUUAUUGGCCCCGACACCUCUCAGCGUUAGGGAGACAACAGUGAGCAAGAUAGAUGCCAUUCCUUGCCCUUGUGGAAGCUUCACUGUAACAAGGAGAGAGGCAAACACAGAAUUAUCAGGUUUUACUGAAGAAACAUUUAAGAGAUUGAUCACAUUUUGACAUAUUUAAAAUUUGGAAUUGUCAACCUUUUUAUACGACAUAUUUUGGCAGUAAACAUGAAAGCUUUCUUUGAAGUUUUAGAACAAUUAUACAAGAAGGUCCUUCUUGGAUCCGCGCUUGAACAUGACAGCUAUGAUUACAUCUCUUAUCUCAACCCAGCAUUUUUGGAUCAAGAUUGUUCUACAAGCACCUGCUCAGAAUGCUCAAACCCCCACGGAGUCCAAGACAAGCAUCAGCCGUCCUCUGUCAAUCUGUCUACCGUUUCUGUAGCCCCUGUGUGCCUGAAGAGACACUGUCAGAUAAGCAAUGCCCGAGAAAUAAUGCUCCUCCAGCUCACAGUGAUCAGAGUGAUGAUAACCCGAAUAUUGUCUGUCGAAACUGAGCUCCGUGCAAAGGACAAGUACAGAGAUAUAAUCACAAUUCUUUUAAAAUCGUCUAACAUCGAUUCUAAAUUAACCUGUAUGUUCCAAAACUCAGAUAAAUUGUUAUCUCACCUGGCUGCCAAGUGCCUUGCACUACUUCUGUAUUUCCAAUUGAGAGAAAAGAUAACAUUAAGUAAUUCCUGGAUUGCUUUUUGCCAAAAAAAUCUUUCUGAAUACUCUAAAAGUGAUGAAGUAGUAUACUGCCUCUGGACUCUGACUUUUGUAAUAAAAGAAAUCUUCAAAGAUACAUGUUCACAAAAAGCAGAAAUUCUAAAGCAGUUCCUGACUCCUUUUGACACUAUUUUUGAAGGUUUUUACAAUUCCUUAUUUUCAGAGUAUUUCAAAAACUGCCAAAAUACUUCUAAAGUAACAAACAGCUUGAUAUGUUUCCUGGAAUUGCUUGAACUUCUUGUAGCUUCCAGAAUCCACCUGAAGUUACAUUUCACUUGCCAGAGGAUUUUAUUUUUGAAACCUUCUUGUGUGCUAGACGUUAUUACAUGGCCUGUUCAGACUUUUGUCAAAAGGAAGUUCAUCAUAUUCAUCAAAAAGUGCCUUCUCUGCAAAGUGGGUGAAGACCUGUGCCCAGGGUCUGUCCCUGCACCAGUGCCACCCAGUGGCCACUUAGAUUCGGAAUGUGUGGCCUUGGCUGAUGCUGUGCUACAGGCUGUGGGUUCCGGCUUACUGAGGACCUUGUCUGUCCAUGCAAACCCUGCCUGCUUUGCAGGUGGUGAGGUUAGCCCUGGGCGGGCACACGGUCCCCGUCCAGAUCACGUGAUCCUUAGAGCAGCCAGCUUGCUUAUCAUUAAAUCCUUGGAAAUCAAAUUUCAAAACUGUGCUUCAGCAAACGAAAUGAAAGUUGAUUUACAGAGGUUCCUAUCUGAGUUACUGACCUUCUUAAAGCCUCAUCUUCAGCCCUCUCUGCAGUCACACAAUCCAUGUGAGUGGCUGUCUAGCAUCUUCAUAGAACAAGACGAUGACAUGGUGGAGGCUGCCAGAGCAUCAUUGGGCAUCUAUUUACAGUUGAUCAGAGAAUGUGAAACUACUGAAGAUUUGACCCAAGAAAAAGAAAUGUGGAACCAUCACACACAUGAAAAUGGCUAUAAUCCACACUGUAUUUUCUUAUUCUUAUUGAAAAAUAUUGGGUUUGAUUCUUCAGUUCUUCUUGACUUUUUGAUUUCAUCAGAAACCUGUUUUCUUGAAUAUUUUGUUAGAUAUUUAAAAUUAUUGCAAAAAGACUGGGAUAACUUUUUCACGAUUUGCAAGUACUUUGAUGUAACUGAAUCUAAAGAUAGCAUAAAUAUUUGUGGUUGUAUCUCUUCACCCAACCGGGACAGAAGAAUGAGCCAAAGAGAGCUUAGUCCUUUGGCUGCUCUUGGUGGUCACCGAAGUUCUCAUGUCUGGCAUUCCCAUGUUUCUUCUGAAUCCCUGAACCAGGUCAUGAUGUCCAAGGAAACCCACAGCAUACUCCAGGCGAAUAGUCCAUCUGCUCCCCAAGCUUCUCAGAGUCUGGUAGAUUAUGACAGCUCUGAUGAUUCUGAAGUAGAAUGCACAGACCAGCAUUUAGCAAACAGUAAACAGACAUCUUUACACCAAGAAACAAAGAAGAAAUUUCAGGACACAGUUGCAGUAAGUAAGGAUAAAAAAGAACUUAGCUUGGAGUCUCAGUCAAGGUCUCUGGUUCCAAAAGAAACUAAUACUCCCCUGUCUGUUGAUUGUGACAUAGCCCCAAAUAAUAGGGUCUAUGAAAUGGGAAUAUCUUAUAGAACAAUCAAAUGCUUAGAAGAGCUACAAGGUGCCAUUUACCGUUUGCAGAAGAAAAAUCUUUUCCCCUAUAAUCCAACAGCGCUUUUGAAGUUGUUAAAACAUAUUGAGGCAAUCUAUAAUGAAAAUGUGAACCCUUGGUUAAAUAGUGGCAUUUUAUUUCCAGGAACUCUUUUUCCCUGAUAGAAAUUGUGUCUUAAUGAGAUAAUAGUAAAAAAAAAAAAAGGUCCUCAAAAGGG
Manis javanica (Malayan pangolin) is the source of this 3065-nucleotide messenger RNA. It is a transcript of the gene LINS1, whose product is annotated as lines homolog 1. The record is from RefSeq and is a predicted model, not a curated record. Lineage: Eukaryota; Metazoa; Chordata; Mammalia; Pholidota; Manidae.